ACUGGGACUUCUGCGGGAGAACGAGCUGACUUUUGAGUCGACUCAAAAGGAACAUCGUAGUUGCGGCACUAGCAACACACUGGGAAUUCUCCGGGAGAAAUGCGGGACACGCGGAAAGCAUGCGGGGAAAGGCAGGGAGGUGAAGGUAGUACGUGGGGGGAGGAGAUGAGCUAUUCUCGACCCCUUUGACGCUUUUUCACACCUGUUGCGGCCAGAUUCUCGCAGAACGACGCUAAAAAAUAGGGCUAGUGGGGAGGAUAGGCGGCUCGGAGGGUUUGCGCUGGUGGCGAUUAGGAAAGACAAGGCGAAAACGACUGUGUAAUGUGGAUCGGACGGAAUAGAGCUAAGACGUAGGCCAAGUGUCGCGUUGUGGAUAAGGCCUGAAAGGGAGAACGAGGCGCAAGACGAGGGCGCAGGGCUGGAUGGCGAAGGCGUCGAGGGAACAGGUUGGAUCGCACAUCAGAGGCACGUAAGGGAAGGUGCGUAUUGCGGUUAAGAAGACGCGGGUCGGAUUGGAUUGUGAGGGAGGAUAGUAGGGAGGUUUUGAAAGGCGAAAGAAGGCAGGAGGGCGGAUCGGAGCGGAGGAGGGAGGAAGGAGGGAGAGAGUGAAAGGCAGAAUAGGACAGGCUAGUGGGAGGUGUGAAAUGCAAUCUAGAUGGAGCCUAGUAGUAGUUUGCCGAUUGCUUGUGGACCCGGCUGCACUGCGAGGUUUAGUUCACAGUUUGACCGGCUCAUGCAUCGUAGGGGUGGAGUCCACACGGAACCCGAGCAGGGAGAGGAAUCAUCAGAGGCUCCAACUUCCGCACGUGCCGGCAAACGCAGCCUUGUGGAUGAUCACCCUGUGGAGGAUGGGCCCGCUCCAGAAUUUCCAGGUAGCUUCCAUCCUAGGGUUGACCAUAUGGCUACCGGCAGCACCACGGAUCAUGCGGGUGAGCAAGACCCGAAAAAACCAGCCAUGGACACGCGGUUUUUUGUAUUCUGCAAGGAAGCAGGCUUAUCUCGCCCUAGAAUUAAGGAGUUGAUCGGGUUGAUGAGAGACACCCACAUAGACCCUCUCGAAUUUGAGAGCUUGGCGGAUUAUGACCGAUAUGAAGAAACACAAUCAGUGUCAAUAGGGCUAGAGAAGUUCAAGCAGACAAGUUUCAGAGAGCCUGGGGACAAAGAAGACAUCGUGUUGCACUGGAGGUCUGUGUGGUCAUGUGGUCGGAACAUGUACAGCCACCCUGCUAAUGCGGAGGAUUUUAUCGUGCACCCACUGCCUGUUGUUAAGGAGGAGGACAAAGUUUAUCGAGAUCCGGACAGUGGCACUUGGUGGCAGAUGGCACAAAAGGACUUGCCCAAAGGGGCGGUAAUAGCAGCCAUCAUAGUCUACUCAGAUCAGACUAACCUUGCAAACGAUGGGUCAGUCGUGGGUUGGCCUGUGUACGUGUCACUGGCAAACAUAUCCUCAUGCAACCGUUGGAAACCACAUGGCCGUCGGUUGUGCGCCCUACUACCGGUGAUGGAUGAGAAAACCUUGGCGCCUGGAAGUGACAUCACUCACAGGAAGCUGGAUGUGUUCCAUAGAGCCCUUGCGCUGAUCUUUGGGGACAUGAAGCAGUUAGGGGAGGAUGGGGAGAGGCUGCGGGAUCCAUUCGGCAUACCACGGAUAGUGCAUCCUCUGCUCUACGCAUAUGUGGGAGAUUAUCCAGAACUGUGCAAGGUUGCUGGCACGAAGUCUGGCCAUAAGACCAAUUUCCCAUGUCCGCGCUGCCUUGUUCAUAGAAGCCAGAUGUCGAACCUGGGAAUCAGAGUGCAGCACCGCACGGAGAUGGGGCAGAUUACUGGCUACCCUACAAUGAUGGCGUUGCCACCCGAGGGGCGAGUAGAGUCUGAGAAACUGAACAGUCAACACUUGGUGUGGGUGGGCAUAUGGGGUCUCCCACAUGGCAACACCUUGUGGGGGAACGUCUACAGAGGCAUGAUGUGUGACAUCAUGCACAUGUCAUUGCUGGGGGUCUUCAAGCAUAUUGUGGGUUGUUUAAGGGGCUUGUUCCCAAAGGAACGUGACAGCUUUGACCAGACGCUCUUGACGAUUACCGACUGGAGUCGGCAGUCAUUCUUCCGCCUACCAGGGAAGGGCAAGAAGUAUUUUGCCAAUGUCGGAAUCUUCCAGGCCUUCGAGCAUGCCGCUGUAAUGCAAGUGCUGCCGGUUCUUUUGCAGCUCCACAAGAAGAGUGCAGACAUUGUGCUCGCUGUGUCGAUGUACGUCUGCUGGCACAGCGAUGUGUGGUUGCGCCCGUACCACACUGAAGCCUCGUUGCGCCACCUGGAGCGUCUAACCAAGGAGCUUCUACCAAUGUUGAUCAAGCAAUUCGGCAGCAAGCAGAAGUCGGAAUUCAAUCUGCCCAAGGUGCAUGCAAUGCUGCAUGUUCCCGAGGACAUUCGCCGUGCAGGGCUGCCAGUGCAUUAUUGCACAGAUACGUAUGAGCACCUUCACAUCUCACUUGUGAAGAGGCCAUACAGAGGUAGCAACAAAAGGGAUGCAGAGGAGCAGAUCACACGACGGGCGCUGGCGGCGGAAUUGGUGGACGAGCUGAUGCGGACGGACGAGGACACAGAAGAUGGUACUGUCAGGGCAGUGGCACUACGACGGGCUUUGGAGACGGGCUCACCUGCGCUGACAGGACGUGAUGGCCAGACUACCCUAUAUUGGCCCAAAUCGCUCGUGAAAAAUAUGUGCUCGAUUUUGGAGCACCCGUGCGAAAACGAUCUAAGCCUGAAAAGGAAUUCAUGUGUAUGCGGGUGUGGGAUGGAUGGACAUGGUGUGUACUGUACGGCCGGCGAUGCUCGGGUGGAGCAGGCCGGGCAGGGCAGCGGACAAUGGCGGGAAAUCUUCGCACCUCGACGGCACGGGACGGAGAUGUAGUGUAGGUCCAUAUACACAACAGCACUUACGUUAUCCUUUUUAGCAACCAUAAAACCCACCUCAUGAAUGCAAAAACCAAUGCACAAGAAAUCAACAAAACAUAC
Messenger RNA from Closterium sp. NIES-67, 3012 nucleotides. NCBI's taxonomy places the organism in Eukaryota, Viridiplantae, Streptophyta, Zygnematophyceae, Desmidiales, Closteriaceae. The record is from the annotation of a GenBank genome assembly.